Messenger RNA from Anolis carolinensis (green anole), 6125 nucleotides. Its product is annotated as zinc finger protein 721-like. The record is from RefSeq and is a predicted model, not a curated record. NCBI's taxonomy places the organism in Eukaryota, Metazoa, Chordata, Lepidosauria, Squamata, Anolidae. The coding region runs from base 1030 to 4710 and encodes 1226 amino acids. The transcript is spliced from 5 exons.
UAACGGCCGAAGGGAGGAAGGGAGGGUCGGGGGCGUUCCUGCCCGGAGACCGAUGACGCGCGAGAGGAAGGCGGAUUCCCAUUGGCGGACCGUGGGCGUUGGGCAGAGAAGAGCGAAGGGGGAAAGUUCCCCUCAGGCGAAGCCCCGCCCCUCUUUCCUGUGAGCGCCCUUCGAGGAAGAGGGAGGAGGAGGAGGAGGAGGCCUUUCGGGGGAGAGAGGAGGAGCAACCGGAGUUGCUUCUGGAGUGAGAGAAUUGGCCGGGGACGCCCGGAUGUUUUGAUGUUUUUACCAUCCUUGUGGGAGGCUUCUCUCAUGUCCCUGCAUGGAGCUGGAGCUGAUAGAGGGAGCUCAUCCACACUCUCCCCAGGUGGGAUUCGAACCUGGCAGCUUUCAGUAUUUAUACCUCGCCCUUCUCGCUUCGAAGGGGACUCAGAGUGGCUUUACAGAACACACACACGGCAACCAUUCAAUGCUUGAUUAUACAAUUUAAAAGGACAGACAACACAGACAGAGGUCUCCGGCAGGUCUCCUUGCCCUCCUCCGGGGCCUCUUCUGUGUGCGGCCAGGCAUCUUUGACCUUCAGGGCCCAAUCCCACAAUGCCAGGGGUCAAAGGGGAUGGUCGCAAGGGUCGGUGAAGCCAAAGGGUUUCAGAAGGCAAAGACAGGUAACAUCUGAAAGAACCUUUUGAAGAACACUUUGCCCUUUGUUUUAGGACUGAAAUGAAAGUACACAGCACUGACAACAAGAAGAAAUAAGUUGGAGAAAUUAUAUUUCAAGCUACAUAUCUGUGUAUUCAAGGAGGAAAGGAAGGAUUGUGCUGUAAGAAAGAGGGGCUUGGCAAAGAGGAAAGCAGACUACAACAAUCAAUACAAAGACUCAGAAGAGGAAAACUUGUCCUGUUCAGGAGUACAUAUCUCUGAACUUCUGGUAUAAUAUUUGAAUCAUAAAUGUAAAAGAAUGGAAAAUCUCAAUUCCGUGUCAAAAUCACACACAGGGGAGGAACUACAUAAUUGAAUGGACUGUGGGAAAUGCUUCAUUUGGAGGAGAUCCCUUAUAAACUUCAACACACUCACACAGGAGAGAAGGCACAUAAAUACAUGGAAUGUGGAAAGAGCUUCAGGAACAGAGCAAAUCUCCAUACCCAUCAAAGCACCCUCACAGGGGAGAAGCCACAUAAAUGCUUAGAAUGUGGAAAGACCUUCAUUCAGAGGGGAGAUCUGCAUAUCCAUCAAAGGACCCACACAAGGGAGAAGCCACAUAAAUGCAUGGAAUGUGGAAAAAGCUUCAGUCAGAGUGGACAUCUGCAUGUCCAUCAAAGGACCCACACAGGGGAGAAACCACAUAAAUGCAUGGAGUGUGGAAAGAGCUUCAGUGAGAGUGGAAAGCUGCGACUCCAUCACAGAAUGCACACAGGGCAGAAGCCACAUAAAUGCAUGGAAUGUGGAAAGAGCUUCAGUCAGAAUGGACAUCUGCGUACCCAUCAAAGGACCCACACAGGGGAGAAGCCACAUAAAUGCAUGGAAUGUGGAAAGAGAUUUAGUCACAGUGUGAGUCUGCGUUCCCAUCAAAGGAUCCACACUGGGGAGAAGCCACAUAAAUGCAUGGAAUGUGGAAAGAGCUUCAGUCAGAGUGGACAUCUGCGUGUCCAUCAAAGGACCCACACAGGGGAGAAGCCACAUAAAUGCAUGGAAUGUGGGAAGAGCUUCAGUCAUAGUGUGAAUCUGCAUACUCAUCAAAGGACCCACACAGGGGAGAAGCCACAUAAAUGCAUGGAAUGUGGAAAGAGCUUCAGUCAUAGUGUGAAUCUGCAUACUCAUCAAAGGACCCACACAGGGGAGAAGCCACAUAAAUGCAUGGAAUGUGGAAAGAGCUUCAGUCAGAGUGGACAUCUGCGUACACAUCAAAGGACCCACACACGGGAGAAGCCACAUACAUGCAUGCAAUGUGGAAAGAGCUUCAGUCAUAGUGUGAGUCUGCAUAUUCAUCAAAGGACCCACACAGGGGAGAAGCCACAUAAAUGCAUGGAAUGUGGAAAGACCUUCAGUCAGAGUGGACAUCUGCGUACACAUCAAAGGACCCAUACAGGGGAGAAACCACAUAAAUGCAUGGAGUGUGGAAAGAGCUUCAGUGAGAGUGGAAAGCUGCAUCUCCAUCACAGAAUGCACACAGGGCAGAAGCCACAUAAAUGCAUGGAAUGUGGAAAGAGCUUCAGUCAGAGUGGAGAUCUCCAUAUCCAUCAAAGAAUGCACACAGGAGAGAGACCACAUAAAUGUGUGGAAUGUGGAAAGAGCUUCAGUCGGAGUGGGCCUCUCCGUAUCCAUCAAAGGAUGCACACAGGAGAGAAGCCACAUACAUGCAUGGAAUGUGGAAAGAGCUUCAGUCAGAAUGGAGAUCUCCAUAUCCAUCAAAGAAUGCACACAGGAGAGAAGCCACAUACAUGCAUGCAAUGUGGAAAGAGCUUCAGUCGGAGUGUGAAUCUGCAUACUCAUCAAAGGACCCACACAGGGGAGAAGCCACAUAAAUGCAUGGAAUGUGGAAAGAGCUUCAGUCAGAGUGGACAUCUGCGUACCCAUCAAAGGACCCACACACGGGAGAAGCCACAUACAUGCAUGCAAUGUGGAAAGAGCUUCAGUCGGAGUGUGAAUCUGCAUACUCAUCAAAGGACCCACACAGGGGAGAAGCCACAUAAAUGCAUGGAAUGUGGAAAGAGCUUCAGUCAGAGUGGACAUCUGCGUACCCAUCAAAGGACCCACACACGGGAGAAGCCACACAAAUGCAUGGAAUGUGGAAAAAGCUUCAGUCAGAGUGGACAUCUGCGUACACAUCAAAGGACCCACACAGGGGAGAAGCCACAUAAAUGCAUGGAGUGUGGAAAGAGCUUCAGUGAGAGUGGAAAGCUGCGUCUCCAUCACAGAAUGCACACAGGGCAGAAGCCACAUAAAUGCAUGGAAUGUGGAAAGAGCUUCAGUCAGAGUGGACAUCUGCGUGUCCAUGAAAGGACCCACACAGGGGAGAAGCCACAUAAAUGCAUGGAAUGUGGAAAGAGCUUCAGUCAUAGUGUGAAUCUGCAUACUCAUCAAAGGACCCACACAGGGGAGAAGCCACAUAAAUGCAUGGAAUGUGGAAAGAGCUUCAGUCAGAGUGUGAAUCUGCAUACUCAUCAAAGGACCCACACAGGGGAGAAGCCACAUAAAUGCAUGGAAUGUGGAAAGAGCUUCAGUCAUAGUGUGAAUCUGCAUACUCAUCAAAGGACCCACACAGGGGAGAAGCCACAUAAAUGCAUGGAAUGUGGAAAGAGCUUCAGUCAUAGUGUGAAUCUGCAUACUCAUCAAAGGACCCACACAGGGGAGAAGCCACAUAAAUGCAUGGAAUGUGGAAAGAGCUUCAGUCAGAGUGGACAUCUGCGUACACAUCAAAGGACCCACACACGGGAGAAGCCACAUACAUGCAUGCAAUGUGGAAAGAGCUUCAGUCAUAGUGUGAGUCUGCAUACUCAUCAAAGGACCCACACAGGGGAGAAGCCACAUAAAUGCAUGGAAUGUGGAAAGAGCUUCAGUCAGAGUGGACAUCUGCGUACACAUCAAAGGACCCAUACAGGGGAGAAACCACAUAAAUGCAUGGAGUGUGGAAAGAGCUUCAGUGAGAGUGGAAAGCUGCAUCUCCAUCACAGAAUGCACACAGGGCAGAAGCCACAUAAAUGCAUGGAAUGUGGAAAGAGCUUCAGUCAGAGUGGAGAUCUCCAUAUCCAUCAAAGAAUGCACACAGGAGAGAGACCACAUAAAUGUGUGGAAUGUGGAAAGAGCUUCAGUCGGAGUGGGCCUCUCCGUAUCCAUCAAAGGAUGCACACAGGAGAGAAGCCACAUACAUGCAUGGAAUGUGGAAAGAGCUUCAGUCAGAAUGGAGAUCUCCAUAUCCAUCAAAGAAUGCACACAGGAGAGAAGCCACAUACAUGCAUGCAAUGUGGAAAGAGCUUCAGUCGGAGUGUGAAUCUGCAUACUCAUCAAAGGACCCACACAGGGGAGAAGCCACAUACAUGCAUGGAAUGUGGAAAGAGCUUCAGUCAGAGUGGACAUCUGCGUACCCAUCAAAGGACCCACACACGGGAGAAGCCACACAAAUGCAUGGAAUGUGGAAAAAGCUUCAGUCAGAGUGGACAUCUGCGUACACAUCAAAGGACCCACACAGGGGAGAAGCCACAUAAAUGCAUGGAGUGUGGAAAGAGCUUCAGUGAGAGUGGAAAGCUGCGUCUCCAUCACAGAAUGCACACAGGGCAGAAGCCACAUAAAUGCAUGGAAUGUGGAAAGAGCUUCAGUCAGAGUGGACAUCUGCGUACCCAUCAAAGGACCCACACAGGGGAGAAGCCACAUAAAUGCAUGGAAUGUGGAAAGAGCUUCAGUCGGAGUGUGAAUCUGCAUACUCAUCAAAGGACCCACACAGGGGAGAAACCACAUAAAUGCAUGGAAUGUGGAAAGAGCUUUAGUCACAGUGUGAGUCUGCGUUCCCAUCAAAGGAUCCACACUGGGGAGAAGCCACAUAAAUGCAUGGAAUGUGGGAAGAGCUUCAGUCAGAGUGGACAUCUGCGUGUCCAUGAAAGGACCCACACAGGGGAGAAGCCACAUAAAUGCAUGGAGUGUGGAAAGAGCUUCAGUGAGAGUGUAAAGCUGUGUCUCCGUCACAGGAAGCACAUAGGGGAGGAGCCACAUAACUGAAUGGACUGUGGAAAGAGCUGCACACAAGGUUCAGCCUUCAUUACACAUCAAAGAACUCGCACACAGCCAGAGUACCCCUUCCUGUAUGUUUCCUAUUUCUCCUAACAAAUUUCCCCACUUAAGGGUCCCAGACAGAAAAAAAGAGAGAAUGGACAGAAAAAUGAAGGUCACCACCUUGAUCUGUAUCUAUCGUGUACUGCAGUUUCUGGCGUCUGGCUUGACUGAUUCUGGGGGCAGGUCUCUCACAGGGGAGGACUUAUCUCAGUAUUGCAGUCAGCUUGGAAGGGGUUAACAUGGGCUUUUCCUCCUCAAGAAAAGCAUUGCAGGCUUCUGAGAUGAUCUGUGAAGGCUUUCUGAAAUGAGCAGCAGCUGAGCUCUCAAGAGAAAAGGGAUCUGGAAACGAAUAGCUCUUUUGUAGCAGAUAACAUCAGAAAUCUUGCCCUGGAUCUUGGCUCUGCUGCCCCUCAAAUAGAAUUCUGGACUCUGGCCUUCUUCCUAUAAUCCUGUUCUGGACUCUAUUGUUCCCUGAAUCGCUGAAUGUAAAUUCUGGACUGACUGCUUGGCUUGAUUUAUGGACUUGGGCUUCAGUUUGCAUGCCUACCUUUCUGACUGGGCUUUGGAAUAUUGACUUCAGUUUGUACUCUUGCAUUCUUGGUUGUUCUUUUAUGAACUGUGGUGAAUACAUUCCUGACAUCUGACUAUUAGACUGUGACCUUGGCAAAUAUUUGCUUAUUUGUAAAUUAUGCGGUCAUACUUAUAAUUGUAAGCCGCUUUGGGUCUCCUUCGGGAGAGAUAAAGUGGGUGUAAUGAAGUAUGAGUUUUGUAUUCAUGUUUGUUGUGUUUAACUAUGUGCUUUUGGUUUGGUUAGGUAGGUAUGAGACGGUGGCAGCCAUUUAAUGGCUCUCCUCUGAGGCAGUUGCCAUGGAGAUGUGGGCGGAGCCAUCUGCCGAGGGGAGGAGAAGUGAAGAGGUUUUUUUUUAAAGUGAAGCCUCAGUCUGUGCUCAGAUGAGGCACAGGGAAGAUUGAUUCCAAGUUGAUGGGAUCAAGGAGACGCAAUUGUUCAUUUUGAAUCAGUUAUAAAUAAGUUUGGUGACUUAUUUAAUGUAGUCUGUGUCCUGGAAAGGCACAGAGAAUCUGUGAUAGUAUAUCACGGGGGUGACUGUGGUUUGAAGUCACUGGAUAGUCCAGGUUUCAGACUUUGGGAACCAAUCCCAGCUGGACUCACAGAGAUCCAUUGAAGUAACAAUUUAAAAGGAGCAGAGGAAGAAGUUUUAACUACUUUAAGUAAAAGAAGGGAUACUUUAGAGAGUUUGAUUCAUCUCAUUCUAGUAUUGUAAUUGUUAAUAACCUCUAAGUGAAACAUCUUUUGUAACCACCAAGCUUGUGCCUGAAUAAACUUGAUAUUGUUCUUUCAA